AUGGAAUUGCAAAUCAUUAGAGAAAACAUUGGUCAAUUAAUAUUUUUGAACAGUUUUAUAUCGACUUCGUUGGAAUAUGAAAUGGCAACAGCUUUCAGUUUAAGUGGAGAUCCAUCAGGAGAACAUAUACUCUUUCAUAUCACAGUAGACAAAACUAUAAUUAAUCCAAAGCCAUUCGCUGAUAUUUCGACUGUCAGUCAAUUUGUAGAAGAAAAGGAAGUAUUAUUUAUGGCAGGAUCUAUCUUUGAAAUUAAGAAUGUUACCUUUUGUGAAUCUUCUCAUGUGUGGAUAAUUAAAUUACAUUUAUGCAAUGAUAAUGCCUAUGAACUCAACGAUGUCUAUCAAGAAGAUAAGACUAUUGUGUCCGAUCAAAAAUCACCAUUUUCCUUAGCAGCUGUAUUAUUGCGAAUGAAUUUAUUCGAUAAAGCCAAGAAAUAUUAUCAACAAAUACUCGACGAUGGAUCAGUGAUUGAUAUUUCGUCAAGUGAUCUUAUAAUCAAUUGUUUUUGGGGAUUAAGUAAUGUUGCUCGAAAACGAGGCGAUUUUGACAUUGCAUUGGCUUAUAGUCGUCUAGCCAUUGAACAAUCUCAGGAUCGACCAGAGUUAUUAUAUCACAGUUACAAAUAUAUCAGUUUGAACUACUUAGAAAUUCAUUCUAUAUCGGAGGCUCUUGAAUAUCAAAUGAAAGCAUUAGAAAUUCAACAAAAUAUAAAUGAUACUAAGGAUCAAUUUGCCGAUACAUUAUUCAAUAUGGGAUUCAUAUAUUUUAGUCAAAUUAUACCGAAUAUCGAUAGUGCUUUAGAUUAUUUUUUUCAAGCAUUAAACAUUUAUAAAGAAUUGAAUACAUAUGAUGAAAUAAUUUGA
Molecule: messenger RNA, 864 nt
Organism: Rotaria sp. Silwood2
Lineage: Eukaryota; Metazoa; Rotifera; Eurotatoria; Philodinida; Philodinidae
Source: the annotation of a GenBank genome assembly